Hydractinia symbiolongicarpus is the source of this 2717-nucleotide messenger RNA. RefSeq lists its product as uncharacterized. Lineage: Eukaryota; Metazoa; Cnidaria; Hydrozoa; Anthoathecata; Hydractiniidae. The coding region runs from base 687 to 2477 and encodes 596 amino acids. The transcript is spliced from 24 exons. The record is from RefSeq and is a predicted model, not a curated record.
UUGUAAUCUGGCACCAUGUUGGUCUCUUAUUGCAUUGAUGUUUAUUAGCAGUAAGCUGGGGAAUUCCCCGGAAAUCAUGGUAUGCUGAACUAUUAUCUCUAUAAGCAAAAAGUACUUGGCAUUAGUGACAUCAUGUCAAUAAUCUUAUUUUUAAAAAACAUCUAGUUUCCAACUACUAAAAGUGCAUUUCGAAAGUUUGAUCAGAAAUAUUAUAGUGUUUCAUUUUUUCUGAAAUAUUACCAUCUCAAGCAGGCUUAAUGAACUGUUUUACUUUCAAAUAUCAUUAUCUUAUAUCGCUUUGUUCAAACUACUUCUAUUCUAAUUAAAAUUUUAGAAAAAAUAGCUUUAUUUCUCUGCAAAUAGAGUUUAUUUCUUUCAAAAGAGGGGUUUAUCUUCAAGCUCAUAUUACUUAAAAGCGCAUCAACAUCAACAAAGCAAAAAGAGUUGGUAAUAAAGUUUAUCAUUUAAAAACGAAAGUUGAUUCAUGCUAAGGAAUUGAUAACAAAAAUAGUCGAUCCAAAAUCAAUUACAAUAAUUAUUCUCCAAGGUAACACGCACGUCAAACAUAGAAAACAGUACGAGGAAUUGUAGUGCAAAUACAUAGGGACUUCCCCUGCGUACGUUUAUAUGAUUACUGGCAGUAAGUAAAGGUUAGAAUACAUGAGGAGAUCGAACACAACAUAUGUAUGGAAAUGACUUCAUUUAAAUGUGGGAUGGUUUAUCGCGCUGUUCCACAUGACUUCGACGAAGAAAAGAAGUUACCAAUAAAAUUUAAGGUGAAAUCGCGCAAAGAGAUAUUGCGAUUUUGGCCAGAUGAUAGUAUACAAAUUCAGAAAAUUAAAGAGGGUGGCUGGUUUACUGCAAAUAAUUUGACCUUUUCAAAACAAAAAGUUGGCCUAAUACAUCAGCAAAACUUGGACGUCUCUUCAAAAACAAAUGUACCAAAUUUUAGAAAUGAAAGGUUAGCCAGUGGGAGCGAUAUUUACGAACCUAUAGAAGAUGUUAAUAUACCUAUAAAGGCAGAGGAAUGGUUCGACAAACCCAUACUGCCAGAUGUUUUGUUAAGAGCUUUCAAAGAAAAUAAUGGCGAUAAAGCCAGCGACAUUGUUUCUUACACAGAAGACGAUUUGCUCAAACCUCUUGAAUGCAACACACAUGAUGGGAAAGUCAAAGUGAGCAAUAUUAGAAGUGGUGAUACAGGAUACGUAUUUGUAUGUGAUGUCUCUCCAUUCUGUUCAAAAAGAUGGUAUCGCGGCAGAAUGUCUAAGUUAUAUGUAGAACUCAUGUUCCAGAACGCAACAUAUGGAACGUUUUUGGUCUGGAAAGUCAACAAUACUCAAUACAUCAUAACAGUAAUGCUUGCACAAGGACAGUUGAAACAUUUCGUAGUUCUCCAAAUGGACAACUGGCUUUUCUUGGACAAAAGCGGAAGCUAUGAUAGUUUUUUCAGCAUAGUCCAGGAAUGCAACUCAGAUGAGAUGCCAAUGCACAAUCCUCUCAAAGUUCCGAAUGCACUUUGUGGAUGUCCUUUCGAAAAUAUCAAGAUGCCAACACAAAGAAAAGCCGAUAUUGUUUAUGUUUCAACGCAUGAUACUAGGCACUACGAAAAGGACACAAACUUUGAAGCUAAAAAUGGAGAUCUUAUAAGGAAAUGUGGAUUUUGUCGAAAGUGUGAGUUAACAAUCGUAAAACGACUUGACAAUUCCAGUUUUGGCUUGUUUAAGACAAUGAAAAAUAAAGAAUGUUUCGGUGUAAGCUGGUAUGCUGGAGAUUUGUCAUUACAAGAAUCUCAACAACUUUUAAAUGGAAAAGAUAGUGGUUCCUUUCUGGUGCUUAAUUGUGAAAAACCGAUUGGACAGUACAUCGUUGCAAUCAGUACAAAUAGUACGGUCGAGUACUUACAAGUAGAAGAUGUUGAUGAUUUUCUGUCGUUUAAAAUCAAUGGAGAGAGCCAUAAUUGCACAUCUUUAUGUGAGGUCAUUCAGGUUUUGCUAUGCCUGAAGAAAAUCUGCUUACCAACUGAAGCCAGUUAUGAUAGAAAUCGUGAGAGAUUGUUAGCAGCUAACCAACAACACAUUACCAGAAUAGGACAUAUGAUAUUUGGUAUGACACGCGAUAAGGAAGAAAAGAAUAUUAACAAUAGCACAGGCUUUCACUACUCCUAUUGCUACGAAACCUCUCCGCCAGCACUGCCAAAACACUUAAUCCAAGAAUAUGCACCUGAUGCUGUUAAAGAAGUUCGUCCGGCACCUGCAGUGAAACGCCAAAAUAAGCCAAAUCUUUCCAACAGUUCUGAAGGAAUCAAUGAGCCAAAAUACUUUGAAACUGUCAAAGAAGAAGAUACCAGCAACACUGAAAAACUGGAACAAGAACUGGUAAAUUUCUUUGAGUGUUUCUCAGUUACGUACUUUUACAUAAACAUGUUGUAUAGUUUAAAUUUUACAGUAUUUUACACAGUACUCCGAUUUCGGAAAUAAAAGUGAAAGUUAUGAGGAUAUGGUGGAAGAAUACUGCAACGAAGAAGUGAAAAGUACUGAGAAAUCAACGUGUUCUAAAGAAGUGGUAUUACUAAAUAAAUAUAUUUAUUAAGAUGAUGUUGUUCCAGAUGAAGUUGUUCCAGAUGAAGAAAAUAAUUUGGACAUGCGAACACGAACAGUGACUGAAGACAUAACUCCAGAAACCAAACUAGAAACACAUCAGCAGCACAACGAGAAGAA